This is a messenger RNA of Peronospora matthiolae, 14010 nucleotides long. The record is from the annotation of a GenBank genome assembly. Lineage: Eukaryota; Oomycota; Peronosporomycetes; Peronosporales; Peronosporaceae.
AUGCGUAACUUGGACACUUCCGAGCCUGACCAAGCCAGCUCCGCUCCGGCUGACCACCUUGCCGACCCUGUUGGCUUUUCGGUCGGAUCUGAUGACGCCCCGGCGGACGAUGCCUCUUCUGCCGAUGCUGAUCCUGCCGAUGCUGACGUGGGUAGCGACCCAAUGCGUAACUUGGACACUUCCGAGCCUGACCAAGCCAGCUCCGCUCCGGCUGACCACCUUGCCGACCCUGUUGGCUUUUCGGUCGGAUCUGAUGACGCCCCGGCGGACGAUGCCUCUUCUGCCGAUGCUGAUACUGCCGAUGCUGACGUGGGUAGCGACCCAAUGCGUAACUUGGACACAGCCGAGCCUGACCAAGCCAGCUCCGCUCCGGCUGACCACCUUGCCGACCCUGUUGGCUUUUCGGUCGGAUCUGAUGACGCCCCGGCGGACGAUGCCUCUUCUGCCGAUGCUGAUACUGCCGAUGCUGACGUGGGUAGCGACCCAAUGCGUAACUUGGACACUGCCGAGCCUGACCAAGCCAGCUCCGCUCCGGCUGACCACCUUGCCGACCCUGUUGGCUGUUCGGUCAGAUCUGAUGACGCCCCGGCGGACGAUGCCUCUUCUGCCGAUGCUGAUCCUGCCGAUGCUGACGUGGGUAGCGACCCAAUGCGUAACUUGGACACUGCCGAGCCUGACCAAGCCAGCUCCGCUCCGGCUAACCACCUUGCCGACCCUGUUGGCUUUUCGGUCGGAUCUAUUAACGCCCCGGCGGACGAUGCCUCUUCUGCCGAUGCUGAUCCUGCCGAUGCUGACGUGGGUAGCGACCCAAUGCGUAACUUGGACACUGCCGAGCCUGACCAAGCCAGCUCCGCUCCGGCUGACCACCUUGCCGACCCUGUUGGCUUUUCGGUCGGAUCUGAUGACGCCCCGGCGGACGAUGCCUCUUCUGCCGAUGCUGAUACUGCCGAUGCUGACGUGGGUAGCGACCCAAUGCGUAACUUGGACACAGCCGAGCCUGACCAAGCCAGCCCCGCUCCGGCUGACCACCUUGCUGACCCUGUUGGCUGUUCGGUCGGAUCUGAUGACGCCCCGGCGGACGAUGCCUCUUCUGCCGAUGCUGAUCCUGCCGAUGCUGACGUGGGUAGCGACCCAAUGCGUAACUUGGACACUGCCGAGCCUGACCAAUCCAGCUCCGCUCCGGCUGACCACCUUGCCGACCCUGUUGGCUGUUCGGUCGGAUCUGAUGACGCCCCGGCGGACGAUGCCUCUUCUGCCGAUGCUGAUACUGCCGAUGCUGACGUGGGUAGCGACCCAAUGCGUAACUUGGACACUGCCGAGCCUGACCAAGCCAGCUCCGCUCCGGCUGACCACCUUGCCGACCCUGUUGGCUUUUCGGUCGGAUCUGAUGACGCCCCGGCGGACGAUGCCUCUUCUGCCGAUGCUGACGUGGGUAGCGACCCAAUGCGUAACUUGGACACUGCCGGGCCUGACCAAGCCAGCCCCGCUCCGGCUGACCACCUCGCCGACCCUGUUGGCUGUUCGGUCGGAUCUGAUGACGCCCCGGCGGACGAUGCCUCUUCUGCCGAUGCUGAUCCUGCCGAUGCUGACGUGGGUAGCGACCCAAUGCGUAACUUGGACACUGCCGAGCCUGACCAAGCCAGCUCCGCUCCGGCUGACCACCUUGCCGACCCUGUUGGCUUUUCGGUCGGAUCUGAUGACGCCCCGGCGGACGAUGCCUCUUCUGCCGAUGCUGAUCCUGCCGAUGCUGACGUGGGUAGCGACCCAAUGCGUAACUUGGACACUGCCGAGCCUGACCAAGCCAGCCCCGCUCCGGCUGACCACCUUGCCGACCCUGUUGGCUUUUCGGUCGGAUCUGAUGACGCCCCGGCGGACGAUGCCUCUUCUGCCGAUGCUGAUCCUGCCGAUGCUGACGUGGGUAGCGAUCCAAUGCGUAACUUGGACACAGCCGAGCCUGACCAAGCCAGCUCCGCUCCGGCUGACCACCUUGCCGACCCUGUUGGCUUUUCGGUCGGAUCUGAUGACGCCCCGGCGGACGAUGCCUCUUCUGCCGAUGCUGAUCCUGCCGAUGCUGACGUGGGUAGCGAUCCAAUGCGUAACUUGGACACAGCCGAGCCUGACCAAGCCAGCCCCGCUCCGGCUGACCACCUUGCCGACCCUGUUGGCUUUUCGGUCGGAUCUGAUGACGCCCCGGCGGACGAUGCCUCUUCUGCCGAUGCUGAUCCUGCCGAUGCUGACGUGGGUAGUGAUCCAAUGCGUAACUUGGACACAGCCGAGCCUGACCAAGCCAGCUCCGCUCCGGCUGACCACCUUGCCGACCCUGUUGACUUUUCGGUCGGAUCUGAUGACGCCCCGGCGGACGAUGCCUCUUCUGCCGAUGCUGAUCCUGCCGAUGCUGACGUGGGUAGCGAUCCAAUGCGUAACUUGGACACAGCCGAGCCUGACCAAGCCAGCCCCGCUCCGGCUGACCACCUUGCCGACCCUGUUGGCUUUUCGGUCGGAUCUAAUAACGCCCCGGCGGACGAUGCCUCUUCUGCCGAUGCUGAUCCUGCCGAUGCUGACGUGGGUAGUGAUCCAAUGCGUAACUUGGACACAGCCGAGCCUGACCAAGCCAGCUCCGCUCCGGCUGACCACCUUGCCGACCCUGUUGACUUUUCGGUCGGAUCUGAUGACGCCCCGGCGGACGAUGCCUCUUCUGCCGAUGCUGAUCCUGCCGAUGCUGACGUGGGUAGCGACCCAAUGCGUAACUUGGACACAGCCGAGCCUGACCAAGCCAGCUCCGCUCCGGCUGACCACCUUGCCGACCCUGUUGGCUUUUCGGUCGGAUCUGAUGACGCCCCGGCGGACGAUGCCUCUUCUGCCGAUGCUGAUCCUGCCGAUGCUGACGUGGGUAGCGACCCAAUGCGUAACUUGGACACUGCCGAGCCUGACCAAGCCAGCCCCGCUCCGGCUGACCACCUCGCCGACCCUGUUGGCUGUUCGGUCGGAUCUAAUAACGCCCCGGCGGACGAUGCCUCUUCUGCCGAUGCUGAUCCUGCCGAUGCUGACGUGGGUAGUGAUCCAAUGCGUAACUUGGACACAGCCGAGCCUGACCAAGCCAGCUCCGCUCCGGCUGACCACCUUGCCGACCCUGUUGGCUUUUCGGUCGGAUCUGAUGACGCCCCGGCGGACGAUGCCUCUUCUGCCGAUGCUGAUCCUGCCGAUGCUGACGUGGGUAGCGACCCAAUGCGUAACUUGGACACUGCCGAGCCUGACCAAGCCAGCCCCGCUCCGGCUGACCACCUUGCCGACCCUGUUGGCUGUUCGGUCGGAUCUGAUGACGCCCCGGCGGACGAUGCCUCUUCUGCCGAUGCUGAUCCUGCCGAUGCUGACGUGGGUAGCGACCCAAUGCGUAACUUGGACACUGCCGAGCCUGACCAAGCCAGCUCCGCUCCGGCUGACCACCUUGCCGACCCUGUUGGCUUUUCGGUCGGAUCUGAUGACGCCCCGGCGGACAAUGCCUCUUCUGCCGAUGCUGAUCCUGCCGAUGCUGACGUGGGUAGCGACCCAAUGCGUAACUUGGACACUGCCGAGCCUGACCAAGCCAGCUCCGCUCCGGCUGACCACCUUGCCGACCCUGUUGGCUGUUCGGUCGGAUCUGAUGACGCCCCGGCGGACGAUGCCUCUUCUGCCGAUGCUGAUCCUGCCGAUGCUGACGUGGGUAGCGACCCAAUGCGUAACUUGGACACUGCCGAGCCUGACCAAGCCAGCUCCGCUCCGGCUGACCACCUUGCCGACCCUGUUGGCUGUUCGGUCGGAUCUGAUGACGCCCCGGCGGACGAUGCCUCUUCUGCCGAUGCUGAUCCUGCCGAUGCUGACGUGGGUAGCGACCCAAUGCGUAACUUGGACACUGCCGAGCCUGACCAAGCCAGCUCCGCUCCGGCUGACCACCUUGCCGACCCUGUUGGCUGUUCGGUCGGAUCUGAUGACGCCCCGGCGGACGAUGCCUCUUCUGCCGAUGCUGAUCCUGCCGAUGCUGACCCUGACCAAGCCAGCUCCGCUCCGGCUGACCACCUUGCCGACCCUGUUGGCUUUUCGGUCGGAUCUGAUGACGCCCCGGCGGACGAUGCCUCUUCUGCCGAUGCUGAUCCUGCCGAUGCUGACGUGGGUAGCGACCCAAUGCGUAACUUGGACACUGCCGAGCCUGACCAAGCCAGCUCCGCUCCGGCUGACCACCUUGCCGACCCUGUUGGCUGUUCGGUCGGAUCUGAUGACGCCCCGGCGGACGAUGCCUCUUCUGCCGAUGCUGAUCCUGCCGAUGCUGACGUGGGUAGCGACCCAAUGCGUAACUUGGACACUGCCGAGCCUGACCAAGCCAGCUCCGCUCCGGCUGACCACCUUGCCGACCCUGUUGGCUGUUCGGUCGGAUCUGAUGACGCCCCGGCGGACGAUGCCUCUUCUGCCGAUGCUGAUCCUGCCGAUGCUGACGUGGGUAGCGACCCAAUGCGUAACUUGGACACUGCCGAGCCUGACCAAGCCAGCUCCGCUCCGGCUGACCACCUUGCCGACCCUGUUGGCUGUUCGGUCGGAUCUGAUGACGCCCCGGCGGACGAUGCCUCUUCUGCCGAUGCUGAUCCUGCCGAUGCUGACGUGGGUAGCGACCCAAUGCGUAACUUGGACACUGCCGAGCCUGACCAAGCCAGCUCCGCUCCGGCUGACCACCUUGCCGACCCUGUUGGCUUUUCGGUCGGAUCUGAUGACGCCCCGGCGGACGAUGCCUCUUCUGCCGAUGCUGAUACUGCCGAUGCUGACGUGGGUAGCGACCCAAUGCGUAACUUGGACACUGCCGAGCCUGACCAAGCCAGCUCCGCUCCGGCUGACCACCUUGCCGACCCUGUUGGCUGUUCGGUCGGAUCUGAUGACGCCCCGGCGGACGAUGCCUCUUCUGCCGAUGCUGAUCCUGCCGAUGCUGACGUGGGUAGCGACCCAAUGCGUAACUUGGACACUGCCGAGCCUGACCAAGCCAGCUCCGCUCCGGCUGACCACCUUGCCGACCCUGUUGGCUUUUCGGUCGGAUCUGAUGACGCCCCGGCGGACGAUGCCUCUUCUGCCGAUGCUGAUCCUGCCGAUGCUGACGUGGGUAGCGACCCAAUGCGUAACUUGGACACUGCCGAGCCUGACCAAGCCAGCUCCGCUCCGGCUGACCACCUUGCCGACCCUGUUGGCUGUUCGGUCGGAUCUGAUGACGCCCCGGCGGACGAUGCCUCUUCUGCCGAUGCUGAUCCUGCCGAUGCUGACGUGGGUAGCGACCCAAUGCGUAACUUGGACACUGCCGAGCCUGACCAAGCCAGCUCCGCUCCGGCUGACCACCUUGCCGACCCUGUUGGCUGUUCGGUCGGAUCUGAUGACGCCCCGGCGGACGAUGCCUCUUCUGCCGAUGCUGAUCCUGCCGAUGCUGACGUGGGUAGCGACCCAAUGCGUAACUUGGACACUGCCGAGCCUGACCAAGCCAGCUCCGCUCCGGCUGACCACCUUGCCGACCCUGUUGGCUGUUCGGUCGGAUCUGAUGACGCCCCGGCGGACGAUGCCUCUUCUGCCGAUGCUGAUCCUGCCGAUGCUGACGUGGGUAGCGACCCAAUGCGUAACUUGGACACUGCCGAGCCUGACCAAGCCAGCUCCGCUCCGGCUGACCACCUUGCCGACCCUGUUGGCUUUUCGGUCGGAUCUGAUGACGCCCCGGCGGACGAUGCCUCUUCUGCCGAUGCUGAUCCUGCCGAUGCUGACGUGGGUAGCGACCCAAUGCGUAACUUGGACACUGCCGAGCCUGACCAAGCCAGCUCCGCUCCGGCUGACCACCUUGCCGACCCUGUUGGCUGUUCGGUCGGAUCUGAUGACGCCCCGGCGGACGAUGCCUCUUCUGCCGAUGCUGAUCCUGCCGAUGCUGACGUGGGUAGCGACCCAAUGCGUAACUUGGACACUGCCGAGCCUGACCAAGCCAGCUCCGCUCCGGCUGACCACCUUGCCGACCCUGUUGGCUUUUCGGUCGGAUCUGAUGACGCCCCGGCGGACGAUGCCUCUUCUGCCGAUGCUGAUCCUGCCGAUGCUGACGUGGGUAGCGACCCAAUGCGUAACUUGGACACUGCCGAGCCUGACCAAGCCAGCUCCGCUCCGGCUGACCACCUUGCCGACCCUGUUGGCUUUUCGGUCGGAUCUGAUGACGCCCCGGCGGACGAUGCCUCUUCUGCCGAUGCUGAUCCUGCCGAUGCUGACGUGGGUAGCGACCCAAUGCGUAACUUGGACACUGCCGAGCCUGACCAAGCCAGCUCCGCUCCGGCUGACCACCUUGCCGACCCUGUUGGCUGUUCGGUCGGAUCUGAUGACGCCCCGGCGGACGAUGCCUCUUCUGCCGAUGCUGAUCCUGCCGAUGCUGACGUGGGUAGCGACCCAAUGCGUAACUUGGACACUGCCGAGCCUGACCAAGCCAGCUCCGCUCCGGCUGACCACCUUGCCGACCCUGUUGGCUUUUCGGUCGGAUCUGAUGACGCCCCGGCGGACGAUGCCUCUUCUGCCGAUGCUGAUCCUGCCGAUGCUGACGUGGGUAGCGACCCAAUGCGUAACUUGGACACUGCCGAGCCUGACCAAGCCAGCUCCGCUCCGGCUGACCACCUUGCCGACCCUGUUGGCUUUUCGGUCGGAUCUGAUGACGCCCCGGCGGACGAUGCCUCUUCUGCCGAUGCUGAUCCUGCCGAUGCUGACGUGGGUAGCGACCCAAUGCGUAACUUGGACACUGCCGAGCCUGACCAAGCCAGCUCCGCUCCGGCUGACCACCUUGCCGACCCUGUUGGCUGUUCGGUCGGAUCUGAUGACGCCCCGGCGGACGAUGCCUCUUCUGCCGAUGCUGAUCCUGCCGAUGCUGACGUGGGUAGCGACCCAAUGCGUAACUUGGACACUGCCGAGCCUGACCAAGCCAGCUCCGCUCCGGCUGACCACCUUGCCGACCCUGUUGGCUUUUCGGUCGGAUCUGAUGACGCCCCGGCGGACGAUGCCUCUUCUGCCGAUGCUGAUCCUGCCGAUGCUGACGUGGGUAGCGACCCAAUGCGUAACUUGGACACUGCCGAGCCUGACCAAGCCAGCUCCGCUCCGGCUGACCACCUUGCCGACCCUGUUGGCUGUUCGGUCGGAUCUGAUGACGCCCCGGCGGACGAUGCCUCUUCUGCCGAUGCUGAUCCUGCCGAUGCUGACGUGGGUAGCGACCCAAUGCGUAACUUGGACACUGCCGAGCCUGACCAAGCCAGCUCCGCUCCGGCUGACCACCUUGCCGACCCUGUUGGCUUUUCGGUCGGAUCUGAUGACGCCCCGGCGGACGAUGCCUCUUCUGCCGAUGCUGAUCCUGCCGAUGCUGACGUGGGUAGCGACCCAAUGCGUAACUUGGACACUGCCGAGCCUGACCAAGCCAGCUCCGCUCCGGCUGACCACCUUGCCGACCCUGUUGGCUGUUCGGUCGGAUCUGAUGACGCCCCGGCGGACGAUGCCUCUUCUGCCGAUGCUGAUCCUGCCGAUGCUGACGUGGGUAGCGACCCAAUGCGUAACUUGGACACUGCCGAGCCUGACCAAGCCAGCUCCGCUCCGGCUGACCACCUUGCCGACCCUGUUGGCUUUUCGGUCGGAUCGGAUGACGCCCCGGCGGACGAUGCCUCUUCUGCCGAUGCUGAUCCUGCCGAUGCUGACGUGGGUAGCGACCCAAUGCGUAACUUGGACACUGCCGAGCCUGACCAAGCCAGCUCCGCUCCGGCUGACCACCUUGCCGACCCUGUUGGCUUUUCGGUCGGAUCUGAUGACGCCCCGGCGGACGAUGCCUCUUCUGCCGAUGCUGAUCCUGCCGAUGCUGACGUGGGUAGCGACCCAAUGCGUAACUUGGACACUGCCGAGCCUGACCAAGCCAGCUCCGCUCCGGCUGACCACCUUGCCGACCCUGUUGGCUGUUCGGUCGGAUCUGAUGACGCCCCGGCGGACGAUGCCUCUUCUGCCGAUGCUGAUCCUGCCGAUGCUGACGUGGGUAGCGACCCAAUGCGUAACUUGGACACUGCCGAGCCUGACCAAGCCAGCUCCGCUCCGGCUGACCACCUUGCCGACCCUGUUGGCUGUUCGGUCGGAUCUGAUGACGCCCCGGCGGACGAUGCCUCUUCUGCCGAUGCUGAUCCUGCCGAUGCUGACGUGGGUAGCGACCCAAUGCGUAACUUGGACACUGCCGAGCCUGACCAAGCCAGCUCCGCUCCGGCUGACCACCUUGCCGACCCUGUUGGCUUUUCGGUCGGAUCUGAUGACGCCCCGGCGGACGAUGCCUCUUCUGCCGAUGCUGAUCCUGCCGAUGCUGACGUGGGUAGCGACCCAAUGCGUAACUUGGACACUGCCGAGCCUGACCAAGCCAGCUCCGCUCCGGCUGACCACCUUGCCGACCCUGUUGGCUUUUCGGUCGGAUCUGAUGACGCCCCGGCGGACGAUGCCUCUUCUGCCGAUGCUGAUCCUGCCGAUGCUGACGUGGGUAGCGACCCAAUGCGUAACUUGGACACUGCCGAGCCUGACCAAGCCAGCUCCGCUCCGGCUGACCACCUUGCCGACCCUGUUGGCUUUUCGGUCGGAUCUGAUGACGCCCCGGCGGACGAUGCCUCUUCUGCCGAUGCUGAUACUGCCGAUGCUGACGUGGGUAGCGACCCAAUGCGUAACUUGGACACUGCCGAGCCUGACCAAGCCAGCUCCGCUCCGGCUGACCACCUUGCCGACCCUGUUGGCUUUUCGGUCGGAUCUGAUGACGCCCCGGCGGACGAUGCCUCUUCUGCCGAUGCUGAUCCUGCCGAUGCUGACGUGGGUAGCGACCCAAUGCGUAACUUGGACACUGCCGAGCCUGACCAAGCCAGCUCCGCUCCGGCUGACCACCUUGCCGACCCUGUUGGCUUUUCGGUCGGAUCUGAUGACGCCCCGGCGGACGAUGCCUCUUCUGCCGAUGCUGAUCCUGCCGAUGCUGACGUGGGUAGCGACCCAAUGCGUAACUUGGACACUGCCGAGCCUGACCAAGCCAGCUCCGCUCCGGCUGACCACCUUGCCGACCCUGUUGGCUGUUCGGUCGGAUCUGAUGACGCCCCGGCGGACGAUGCCUCUUCUGCCGAUGCUGAUCCUGCCGAUGCUGACGUGGGUAGCGACCCAAUGCGUAACUUGGACACUGCCGAGCCUGACCAAGCCAGCUCCGCUCCGGCUGACCACCUUGCCGACCCUGUUGGCUUUUCGGUCGGAUCUGAUGACGCCCCGGCGGACGAUGCCUCUUCUGCCGAUGCUGAUCCUGCCGAUGCUGACGUGGGUAGCGACCCAAUGCGUAACUUGGACACUGCCGAGCCUGACCAAGCCAGCUCCGCUCCGGCUGACCACCUUGCCGACCCUGUUGGCUGUUCGGUCGGAUCUGAUGACGCCCCGGCGGACGAUGCCUCUUCUGCCGAUGCUGAUCCUGCCGAUGCUGACGUGGGUAGCGACCCAAUGCGUAACUUGGACACUGCCGAGCCUGACCAAGCCAGCUCCGCUCCGGCUGACCACCUUGCCGACCCUGUUGGCUGUUCGGUCGGAUCUGAUGACGCCCCGGCGGACGAUGCCUCUUCUGCCGAUGCUGAUCCUGCCGAUGCUGACGUGGGUAGCGACCCAAUGCGUAACUUGGACACUGCCGAGCCUGACCAAGCCAGCUCCGCUCCGGCUGACCACCUUGCCGACCCUGUUGGCUUUUCGGUCGGAUCUGAUGACGCCCCGGCGGACGAUGCCUCUUCUGCCGAUGCUGAUCCUGCCGAUGCUGACGUGGGUAGCGACCCAAUGCGUAACUUGGACACUGCCGAGCCUGACCAAGCCAGCUCCGCUCCGGCUGACCACCUUGCCGACCCUGUUGGCUUUUCGGUCGGAUCUGAUGACGCCCCGGCGGACGAUGCCUCUUCUGCCGAUGCUGAUCCUGCCGAUGCUGACGUGGGUAGCGACCCAAUGCGUAACUUGGACACUGCCGAGCCUGACCAAGCCAGCUCCGCUCCAGCUGACCACCUUGCCGACCCUGUUGGCUUUUCGGUCGGAUCUGAUGACGCCCCGGCGGACGAUGCCUCUUCUGCCGAUGCUGAUCCUGCCGAUGCUGACGUGGGUAGCGACCCAAUGCGUAACUUGGACACUGCCGAGCCUGACCAAGCCAGCUCCGCUCCGGCUGACCACCUUGCCGACCCUGUUGGCUUUUCGGUCGGAUCUGAUGACGCCCCGGCGGACGAUGCCUCUUCUGCCGAUGCUGAUCCUGCCGAUGCUGACGUGGGUAGCGACCCAAUGCGUAACUUGGACACUGCCGAGCCUGACCAAGCCAGCUCCGCUCCGGCUGACCACCUUGCCGACCCUGUUGGCUUUUCGGUCGGAUCUGAUGACGCCCCGGCGGACGAUGCCUCUUCUGCCGAUGCUGAUCCUGCCGAUGCUGACGUGGGUAGCGACCCAAUGCGUAACUUGGACACUGCCGAGCCUGACCAAGCCAGCCCCGCUCCAGCUGACCACCUCGCCGACCCUGUUGGCUGUUCGGUCGGAUCUGAUGACGCCCCGGCGGACGAUGCCUCUUCUGCCGAUGCUGAUACUGCCGAUGCUGACGUGGGUAGCGACCCAAUGCGUAACUUGGACACUGCCGAGCCUGACCAAGCCAGCUCCGCUCCGGCUGACCACCUUGCCGACCCUGUUGGCUUUUCGGUCGGAUCUGAUGACGCCCCGGCGGACGAUGCCUCUUCUGCCGAUGCUGAUCCUGCCGAUGCUGACGUGGGUAGCGACCCAAUGCGUAACUUGGACACUGCCGAGCCUGACCAAGCCAGCUCCGCUCCGGCUGACCACCUUGCCGACCCUGUUGGCUUUUCGGUCGGAUCUGAUGACGCCCCGGCGGACGAUGCCUCUUCUGCCGAUGCUGAUCCUGCCGAUGCUGACGUGGGUAGCGACCCAAUGCGUAACUUGGACACUGCCGAGCCUGACCAAGCCAGCUCCGCUCCGGCUGACCACCUUGCCGACCCUGUUGGCUUUUCGGUCGGAUCUGAUGACGCCCCGGCGGACGAUGCCUCUUCUGCCGAUGCUGAUCCUGCCGAUGCUGACGUGGGUAGCGACCCAAUGCGUAACUUGGACACUGCCGAGCCUGACCAAGCCAGCUCCGCUCCGGCUGACCACCUUGCCGACCCUGUUGGCUUUUCGGUCGGAUCUGAUGACGCCCCGGCGGACGAUGCCUCUUCUGCCGAUGCUGAUCCUGCCGAUGCUGACGUGGGUAGCGACCCAAUGCGUAACUUGGACACUGCCGAGCCUGACCAAGCCAGCUCCGCUCCGGCUGACCACCUUGCCGACCCUGUUGGCUUUUCGGUCGGAUCUGAUGACGCCCCGGCGGACGAUGCCUCUUCUGCCGAUGCUGAUCCUGCCGAUGCUGACGUGGGUAGCGACCCAAUGCGUAACUUGGACACUGCCGAGCCUGACCAAGCCAGCUCCGCUCCGGCUGACCACCUUGCCGACCCUGUUGGCUUUUCGGUCGGAUCUGAUGACGCCCCGGCGGACGAUGCCUCUUCUGCCGAUGCUGAUCCUGCCGAUGCUGACGUGGGUAGCGACCCAAUGCGUAACUUGGACACUGCCGAGCCUGACCAAGCCAGCUCCGCUCCGGCUGACCACCUUGCCGACCCUGUUGGCUGUUCGGUCGGAUCUGAUGACGCCCCGGCGGACGAUGCCUCUUCUGCCGAUGCUGAUCCUGCCGAUGCUGACGUGGGUAGCGACCCAAUGCGUAACUUGGACACUGCCGAGCCUGACCAAGCCAGCUCCGCUCCGGCUGACCACCUUGCCGACCCUGUUGGCUGUUCGGUCGGAUCUGAUGACGCCCCGGCGGACGAUGCCUCUUCUGCCGAUGCUGAUCCUGCCGAUGCUGACGUGGGUAGCGACCCAAUGCGUAACUUGGACACUGCCGAGCCUGACCAAGCCAGCUCCGCUCCGGCUGACCACCUUGCCGACCCUGUUGGCUUUUCGGUCGGAUCUGAUGACGCCCCGGCGGACGAUGCCUCUUCUGCCGAUGCUGAUCCUGCCGAUGCUGACGUGGGUAGCGACCCAAUGCGUAACUUGGACACUGCCGAGCCUGACCAAGCCAGCUCCGCUCCAGCUGACCACCUCGCCGACCCUGUUGGCUGUUCGGUCGGAUCUGAUGACGCCCCGGCGGACGAUGCCUCUUCUGCCGAUGCUGAUCCUGCCGAUGCUGACGUGGGUAGCGACCCAAUGCGUAACUUGGACACUGCCGAGCCUGACCAAGCCAGCUCCGCUCCGGCUGACCACCUUGCCGACCCUGUUGGCUUUUCGGUCGGAUCUGAUGACGCCCCGGCGGACAAUGCCUCUUCUGCCGAUGCUGAUCCUGCCGAUGCUGACGUGGGUAGCGACCCAAUGCGUAACUUGGACACUGCCGAGCCUGACCAAGCCAGCUCCGCUCCGGCUGACCACCUUGCCGACCCUGUUGGCUUUUCGGUCGGAUCUGAUGACGCCCCGGCGGACGAUGCCUCUUCUGCCGAUGCUGAUCCUGCCGAUGCUGACGUGGGUAGCGACCCAAUGCGUAACUUGGACACUGCCGAGCCUGACCAAGCCAGCUCCGCUCCGGCUGACCACCUUGCCGACCCUGUUGGCUUUUCGGUCGGAUCUGAUGACGCCCCGGCGGACGAUGCCUCUUCUGCCGAUGCUGAUACUGCCGAUGCUGACGUGGGUAGCGACCCAAUGCGUAACUUGGACACUGCCGAGCCUGACCAAGCCAGCUCCGCUCCGGCUGACCACCUUGCCGACCCUGUUGGCUUUUCGGUCGGAUCUGAUGACGCCCCGGCGGACGAUGCCUCUUCUGCCGAUGCUGAUCCUGCCGAUGCUGACGUGGGUAGCGACCCAAUGCGUAACUUGGACACUGCCGAGCCUGACCAAGCCAGCUCCGCUCCGGCUGACCACCUUGCCGACCCUGUUGGCUUUUCGGUCGGAUCUGAUGACGCCCCGGCGGACGAUGCCUCUUCUGCCGAUGCUGAUCCUGCCGAUGCUGACGUGGGUAGCGACCCAAUGCGUAACUUGGACACUGCCGAGCCUGACCAAGCCAGCUCCGCUCCAGCUGACCACCUUGCCGACCCUGUUGGCUUUUCGGUCGGAUCUGAUGACGCCCCGGCGGACGAUGCCUCUUCUGCCGAUGCUGAUCCUGCCGAUGCUGACGUGGGUAGCGACCCAAUGCGUAACUUGGACACUGCCGAGCCUGACCAAGCCAGCUCCGCUCCGGCUGACCACCUUGCCGACCCUGUUGGCUUUUCGGUCGGAUCUGAUGACGCCCCGGCGGACGAUGCCUCUUCUGCCGAUGCUGAUCCUGCCGAUGCUGACGUGGGUAGCGACCCAAUGCGUAACUUGGACACUGCCGAGCCUGACCAAGCCAGCUCCGCUCCGGCUGACCACCUUGCCGACCCUGUUGGCUUUUCGGUCGGAUCUGAUGACGCCCCGGCGGACGAUGCCUCUUCUGCCGAUGCUGAUCCUGCCGAUGCUGACGUGGGUAGCGACCCAAUGCGUAACUUGGACACUGCCGAGCCUGACCAAGCCAGCUCCGCUCCGGCUGACCACCUUGCCGACCCUGUUGGCUUUUCGGUCGGAUCUGAUGACGCCCCGGCGGACGAUGCCUCUUCUGCCGAUGCUGAUCCUGCCGAUGCUGACGUGGGUAGCGACCCAAUGCGUAACUUGGACACUGCCGAGCCUGACCAAGCCAGCUCCGCUCCAGCUGACCACCUUGCCGACCCUGUUGGCUUUUCGGUCGGAUCUGAUGACGCCCCGGCGGACGAUGCCUCUUCUGCCGAUGCUGAUCCUGCCGAUGCUGACGUGGGUAGCGACCCAAUGCGUAACUUGGACACUGCCGAGCCUGACCAAGCCAGCUCCGCUCCGGCUGACCACCUUGCCGACCCUGUUGGCUUUUCGGUCGGAUCUGAUGACGCCCCCGGCGGACGAUGCCUCUUCUGCCGAUGCUGA